Messenger RNA from Python bivittatus (Burmese python), 1672 nucleotides. The record is from RefSeq and is a predicted model, not a curated record. NCBI's taxonomy places the organism in Eukaryota, Metazoa, Chordata, Lepidosauria, Squamata, Pythonidae.
AGUUUACAAGUGAAGCCUGCUUGGAAUGUAUUUUUCAUUGGUGGAGCCAAUGUUAGUGACAUCAGCCAAAGCACUUUUGAUUGGUCAGCUGGUUGCUGGGACUAUAAGGGCUUUCAGUGAGCCAGUUAACCCGAUUUCUGCCGGGAGCGCAAACUUGGAGUCCUGGCUAGCUGAGCGUGCGGCAGUUAUCCCUGGAGAGAAAAGACGCGAGCGGGAGCGGGAUCUGAUGGGUCCUCGCACCCGGGAUGGCCGACGCCCCGCCCAACGGGCCAUUCAGAGGCAAAAUGCACGCUGCUCCGUGCUUCCAAACCUCGGUGCCGCUGGAAUAAACUCUCCCGCCUUUCCCUUAGUUGCCCUUUUAAGUGGGGGCUGCAAGGCGUCGGGAGUAGCACGAGGCACCGGGAGGAAACCUUAGGAUUGGCCGAGGUCCCCGUCUGUAGACACACCUCUCAUGCAAAAAGGGUCCUUCUGAGUGGAAGGAGGAGAAGGUAAACAGAGUUGAAUCACUCUCCCGGCUGACCAAUUGGGGGUGGAAGGGCGGAGGGGGGCUCGCUGGAAGAACCUUUUGCGUGAUGGGCUUCUGCGAAAUUGGUCCUGAGCAGGGCUGUGCUGGAACAUUGAGGAGCCGUAGGCGAGGGGGGAGUGAGUCAGGCAGUGGGCAGAUCCAGCCUCAGUCUGUGCUGCUGCUGCUGCUGCUGCGUAGAGUCCUCACGCUUGGGCUGAUGUUUCAGCACCGCGCCUUCUGAGGACUGUGUGAAUGCGCUGGAAAGCCUCGCGAAGCGGGGGCGGAGAAGCAAACGCGGCGGCGGCGGCGGCGGCUUGGGUGCGCGGAUUGCUGAGCUCUUCCCGUGCUCCUUUCGAUUUUCUUCUUCUUUCCGUCCCCUCGCGGGGUGGGGAGGAGGAGGAGGAGGCGGAGGAGGCGGCGGCGAACAGGGAAAACUCCCUGCUGGUGCUACUUGGAUUACUUGAAACCACCACUCGUGACCCUGUUUUCGGAAGAAGGGAGCCUUAUCCUAGUCCAGCCUCAGAAGCGUGUCCGGGAGUGCAUGACCCACGCGCAAAGCCUCACCGAUUUGGAGUUCUCCGGCGUCCGUGGAGCGGGGGCGCGGGAAACGACGGCGACCGAGGUCAAAAGUGCUUGGUGUCCAUUUCCAACCGCUCCGUGGCACAGUCAGACGUGACCCGAGAAGCCGAGGUCCUGAAGAUGCCCGGGGAGGAAGCCGCCGCCGCCGCCGCCGCCGCCGUCGUGACCAAGGAAAUGAACGACCCCCGGGACGCCUGGAAGGAUUAUUGCACGUUGGUGACCAUCGCCAAAAGCUUGCUGGACUUGAACAAAUACAGACCCCUCCCCGCCCCUUCCAUCUGCAGUGACAGCGUGGAGAGCCCCGAUGAGGAUGUCGGGUCCGACAGCGACGUGACCACCGAGUCGGGGUCGAGCCCUUCCCACAGCCCGGCGGAGGGCCAGGAGGCUGGCCGCGGGCCGGGCGCCCUCGCGCUCCUGCACGGCGGAGGGCCGGCGAAAGGGAAGCUGGCCGCGGAAAAGAGACACAAGUGCCCCUACAGUGGCUGUGGCAAAGUGUACGGCAAGUCAUCACACCUCAAAGCCCAUUACCGAGUGCACACAGGUGAGCGGCACUUUCGCCCGGGGAGGGGGGUGCGGGCGGAGGGGAGG